AUGAGAGAAAGGGAGAGACGGCAAAGAAACGGGGAUGAUUACCUUCUUUUUGGGGCUCUAAAAGGACGGAGAGCCACCCACGAGCAAACAGACGAAGAAAGAGAAGAGAAUAAGAAAAGAAGCGAAGAGAAGAAGAGAAGAGACGAGCGAGGGGGAAGAGGAAGAAGAGGAGGAAGAAGAAGAGAUGAAGGGAUGAGGUUGGGAGAAGAAGAAAGGACGUCAAAAGAUAAGUGUGGUCUGUGCCGUGUUUGGGUCAGCUUUUACUUCGACUCCACCGCGAAAAGGGAAAAAAAAGAGCAGCCAGAAGGAGAAGAACAACCAGGCUGA
Messenger RNA from Microsporum canis CBS 113480, 327 nucleotides. RefSeq lists its product as uncharacterized. NCBI's taxonomy places the organism in Eukaryota, Fungi, Ascomycota, Eurotiomycetes, Onygenales, Arthrodermataceae. The transcript has a single exon. The coding region runs from base 1 to 327 and encodes 108 amino acids. The record is from RefSeq and is a predicted model, not a curated record.